Candidozyma duobushaemuli is the source of this 1029-nucleotide messenger RNA. RefSeq names its product SDR family oxidoreductase. Lineage: Eukaryota; Fungi; Ascomycota; Pichiomycetes; Serinales; Metschnikowiaceae. The record is from RefSeq and is a predicted model, not a curated record. The transcript has a single exon. Gene Ontology annotation, molecular function: oxidoreductase activity, acting on the CH-OH group of donors, NAD or NADP as acceptor. Bases 1 to 1029 code for a protein of 342 amino acids.
AUGAGCACUACAGCUUUGGUUUCUGGAGCCUCGGGCUUCAUUGCUGCACACACAGUGCAAGAGCUCAUCAAGAACGGCUACACGGUCGUUGGAUCGGUUAGAAGCAAGGAAAAGGGAGAAUACGUCAAGCUUUCUGGAAAGCCAGAGAGCUUUUCUUACGAGAUUGUGGAGGAUAUUGCCCAGGACGGUGCUUUUGAUGAAUUUGUCGAGAAACACCAGGAAGCUACAGUCUUUUUACACACUGCCUCGCCUUUUCACUACAAUGUGACCGAUGUGGAGAAGGAACUUCUCAAGCCUGCGGUCGAUGGAACCAAGAACGCCUUACUGUCGAUUGCAAAGUAUGGUCCCAACAUCAAGAGGGUGGUUAUUACUUCCUCCUUUUUAGCCAUUGCUUCUGGAGACCAGGACCUUCAAGCCGAUCAGACAUUUGACGAAACUUCAUGGAACAACCUCACCUGGGAGCAGGCCUUGGAAAGUCCACUUAAUGGCUACAGUGCAUCGAAGGCUUUUGCAGAAAAGGCUGCAUGGGAGUUUGUCAAGGAGCAAAAGCCGGCUUUUGUGUUAUCUACGGUGAAUCCCGUUCUUGUUUUUGGACCUCAGCCUACUGACUACUUUAGCACCGAAAAGCUCAACACCUCUUCUGAGAUAAUCAACGCUGUUCUCAAGAUCAAGAGCCCUCAGGACGAAGUGACUCCUUACAAUUCCGUUGGAGUCGAUGUUCGUGAUGUUGCCAAGGCCCACCUAGUUGCUUUUGAGAAGGACGAGGCGAAAAACCAGCGUUUGUUCUUGAUCAGUGCUCUGUUCACUUUGCAGACGAUUUUGGACGUUUUGCACGAGAAGUUUCCCAAACAGACGGAAAAUGUGCCUGUAGGGAAGCCAGGUUCUGGUCAGGAGGAUAUCGAAACUAGAGCCAAGAAGAACGACGACAAGACCCGGAAGAUCUUGGGCUUUGAGUUGAUUUCCGUUGAGCAGUCUUUUGCAGAUAGUGCCAGGCAGAUCCUCCAGGUCGAGGGCAGAUUGGACAAAUGA